AUGUCUGGAAAAUUCGCCUUUUUUGCUCUCCUCACUAUGGCUGUAUUUAUGUGCAUGGAAAAUGUUAGUGCUAGCCCAGCUAUCGCAAUGGGCUAUAACCCUAUGGAAAUAUGUUUCGAGAAUUGUGCUCAGUGCAAGAAGAUGCUUGGAGCUUGGUUCGAGGGCCCCCUAUGUGCGGAAUCCUGCAUCAAGUUCAAAGGCAAAUUGAUCCCUGAGUGUGAAGAUUUCGCCUCCAUUGCCCCCUUCCUCAAUAAACUU
This is a messenger RNA of Brenthis ino (lesser marbled fritillary), 258 nucleotides long. NCBI's taxonomy places the organism in Eukaryota, Metazoa, Arthropoda, Insecta, Lepidoptera, Nymphalidae. The record is from the annotation of a GenBank genome assembly.